GCCUGACAGAAACCGUGUUGUGGCUGGAUGGACAGUCUCUCGCAAAGGGCGGGCCUUUUCGGUGCUGCUGCUACAGGGAUACCAAGAUGGAAAUCCAGGGGCUUUCUGAUGCCCAAAACAUCCACUCUCAACAUGGCGCCUUCCAGAGAACCGCGUCGUCUGCCCUUCGAUCAUCAGUAGCCUCGUUGCCGCAGUUGAUUUCAAUAGGAAAUGAAGCAGACACACCGCUGGAGCUGGCCGAGCCUCAGAGUGACAGCAACAACAACGCUAGGCCAAAGACGGCGCAGAAUCGCCUGCUGGGGGGAAAUGGCAGCGAGGUGGUUUGUUCGCCUGUCACCAGGCAAGCCUCAGCGACCAGUAGCGUUGUGUCCGAAGACAAAAUGCUGCUGGGACUUCAUAACCUGAUGAAUGCGGAGAAAGAAAACGUGUUCAGCACCCUUCUGGAUUCGCACGAGUUCAACAGAACACAGUGGAGGUAUGAGGAAACAGGGGAGGCGAUGCAAAUGGCGCUGCCUCUGUUCGAAGGGGAGGCGGAAGCGACGCCGCAGAGGCAGCUAACUUCGUCUUCUCCGCUUUUACGGCAGCAGCGCGAGGAUGGCGCCGUGAAGCACCCUCCAGGUUACAGCCUCAGUACUGCCGCUGAUGCCUCGGUGGGAGCCCGGAACCCGGGGAAGAAGGCUGACAGCCACACACACGAGUUAUAUGUUGUGUUUAACGCCGCCCAGGAGGACGGAGCGGUGACUGCGAGCAGGAACCGAGCGGAUGGUCACUGUGACAGCGGCAGCAGCGGCAGCAGCAGCGGGACAGAGGAAGGCGAGGAAGCGGAGAGCUGCGGCUCCAUGGAGCCUGGCAGCAGCGUCGCCUUCUGUGAGUCUACCGACAGCCUUAGCUGUCCUGAUCCGCAAACACUGAGAAGGGCAGGCCAUGUUUUCAGCUUCUUCACCGACAACCCCGCCCUGUUUAGCGCCAAACAAGCUGGCGACCAUCACACCGUCGAAGAUGUGGUUUUGACUAACAAAUAUGGCGAAAAGAUUUGUGGGCAGAUCUGCACGGAAAACAGCGACGACAGGCUGCACCGGGAGAGCCGGCCCGACCACGGCGCUGCGCUGGUUUCGGAGGCGGCGGAGAUCGUGGAGGCCAUGGAGAAAUCCGCCUACAGCGCGGUGUCAGCGGGGCUACAGGACGGUUCACACCCGAUCACUUCCUCCACCGCUCCGCCUGCCGGGGAGACCUUUUCCGGAACCAUUACUAUAAACAACCAAAGCAUUAUUGUUACUAUUGAAAAUGGGGUCCUGACUCUGGCUGCCCCACCAGAGGGAUAUGUCCACAAAGAGGAUGACAUGGUCAGCUUAAAGGAGCAUCUGGGCAUGAAAGACCACGAGGACAUUGUUCUUCUCAAUUAUGAUAGCGGGACUAAGUCCAUUGGGAAGAUCAGUACCCUGGCAGUAGCCAGUUCCAGUCAGCAGGCAGAGCCCAGACCCGGCCUGUCUGUCAGUGACUCUGAGCUGGCUCUGGUGGACGACUGCUCCUUGUCAGAACUGGGCACUUCCCUGGACUCCUGUUCUGCUGUGAAGCAGGAAGCAGGGGUGCUGUGUGCUGUGACAGAGGCGGAUCUUAUUGCUCCAUCACCAAAAGGGUCAGUGGGAGGAUGCAACAACGAAGAUUUAAGCUCCCUGCUGCUGAUCAGAUCCAAAAAAGACACCGUGGCCACCUUUGCCUGCCCAGAACCCGGUUGCUCUUCCACAUUUGACUCUCGUCAGAAACUAAAGGUCCACCUGCUGAACCACACAGAGGAGCCGCGGCCGUAUCAUUGCGAGGUGGAGGGUUGCGGCUGGGCGUUUGCCACCUCCUACAAGCUAAAGCGCCACCUUCAGUCCCACGAUAAGCAGCGGCCUCACACGUGUGAGUUUGAAGGCUGUGGCCGGAGGUUCACCACGGUCUACAACCUAAAGGCUCACGUCAAAGUCCACGAGCAGGACAACGCCUUCAUCUGCGAGGUGUGCAACGAGAAGUUCCGCAGCGCCACGCGCCUCACCAAUCACCAGAGGGUCCACUUUGCACCACAGCGGCCCCACAAGUGUGAAUUCCCAGGCUGUGAGAAGACCUUCAUCACCUUCAGUGCCCUCUUCUCGCACAAUCGCACUCACUUCAGAGAGACGGGCCAAUUCACCUGCACCUACCCAGGCUGCGACAAGACGUACGAUAAGGCCUGUCGCCUCAAAAUUCACAUGAGGAGUCACACUGGGGAGAGACCCUUUGUGUGCGACUCAGAGGGCUGCGGCUGGUCCUUCACCAGCAUGUCAAAGUUGCUCCGUCAUAAACGGAAACAUGAUGACGACCGUCGCUUUGUCUGUUCUGAGGAGGGCUGUGGGAAGUCUUUCACCAGGGCUGAGCACCUGAAAGGCCACAGCAUCACCCACCUGGGCACCAAACCCUUUCAGUGCCAUGCAGAGGGCUGUUACGCCAAAUUCUCAGCACGCAGCAGCUUAUACAUUCACUCCAAGAAACAUAAACAGGACGCCAGCACCCUGAGGACCCGCUGUCCCGUGGCCAAUUGCUCCAAGCACUUCUCCUCCCGCAGCAGCCUAAAGAGCCACAUGCUCAAACACCAUCACCUCAGUCCUGAUGUUCUCAGCCAAAUGGAGACCACACCCACACUGACUCCCAGCAGUGAACUGAUCAGCUCCACCCCAGCUUCAGUUGCUGGGCCUGGUGUCGCUGGGGCAGACCAGCUGUCCAACCUGGACCUCAGCUCUCUGUUCUCUUCUGUCCCUGGAGGCGCUGCUCCUACUGCCGGCAUCGAAGUGGGAAUCCCUGUAGCCGGGAGCAGCUCCAGCGGCUCCUUCACCAUGGACCUGUCCCUGGUCAGCUCUGGGAUUCUUACCAUCGACCCAUCCUCGGUGGGCGCCACGCUGGUUACCAGCACCGGGACCACAUUGGCCAAGCCUUUGGAUCCACUUGUCAUGGCAGCUGAUACUGAGCUGACGCAUCAACAUGGACUGGAGGGGACUGUGGGGGACAUUCUUCCUCCACAAGGAACUCUCAACCUGGAUGAUGUGCAGACAGUCACCCCAGAGGCUCUGGGGACCCUCACGGCUCUGACCAUGCAGGGUGCUGGUGCCGCAGUGGAUCCUGCUCUGCAGCACCUGGGCCCCUCCAGCGGCCUGGGUGUGGAGUCCUCAGCUGCCUUGGCGGUGGCCCCUGUCACCGAGCUCCUGGCCUCCCCCUCCAAAGUGGUGGAGGUGGGAGCCCAGGGAAGUGCAGGUCAUCUGCUGGGCUGUGUUGAGGUCCUGGGUCCUCAGGAAAGAGGGAAAGUUCUCACUUCUCAGUUUGUUUUCCCCAGUCCCAGCAGCUUCAGCCCUCACAAAGACCUGGAACUGGCUGUGUCACCGAGCAGCUUUCUGGACAGUGGAGGUUCUGCCCGGACAGACUACAGAGCCAUCCAGCUUGCCAAGAAGAAGAAGCAGAGAGGUUCUUCAGCCCCACCUGGAACUUCAGGUUUAUGUCAGCGAAAAACAAAAGCAUCAAAGGUUGCUGUGGCAACUGUACCCCUCACUUCGUCUGGUGCUCGUUACAGUGAUGGAGCUGUAGCAGCCAGUGGGGGUCUGACUCUACGGGACCCUGUCACAGGGACGCAGUAUGUCCAAAUUCAGCUGCUGCAGGACGAUCCAACCAGUGAUGGUGACCUGGCCUUCCAACUGAGCUCUCAGCCUAACAGCUCUGACUCUCAGCUCACCGUCGACUUACCCGUCAACAUUUUACAGGAACCCUCGGUGAUGACAGAAGAAGACAACGGCUCUGAUAAUUCCCAGUUCACAGGAAGCACCAUCAACCUCCAGGACCUGGAAUAACGCCUCCCCAGCAAACUGCAUGCUGGGAGGUCUGCUGUGAAGAUGAGAUCUCACUUCACCUUGAGACUCAAUCCUGUUUAUUGAGACCAAAACACACCACUAAACUGCUGCCUCUGACUUUGACAGCUUUUUUUGGAUUUGUGCUCCAUGUACUCACCUGAUUGGUUAGGUAUGUUUCCACAGAUAUUGCACCUUUAGAUAAGACGAGGUUUCUAUGUCGAAAGGAACUGUGUAUUUGUAAAGUCUACUUUGUAUCAAAAUGAAAAGCUGAGAUCACUGUCAUGUCACUCACCAGAGGUUCCCUGAUCCUCUGUAUCCUGGGGUUAACGCAGCCAGUGUCUUUUCCAUAGUGCCACAUUACCAUUAAUGUACACACUGCGCCGUCUAAACUCCAGUUGCCUUAUAGACGCCUCACGCUGUGCUCGCCUUCACUUGCAGUUUAUCUGCUUCAUUUUUUCUUAAUUUCACUUUGUUUUAGUAUUAAUUUGUUUCCAUGACAAACAGUCUGUUAAACAUGCCUGUUCAUGUGUUUUAUGUAAAGUGUGAUGACAUUUAAUGCCUUGUUGGAAUGUUUUUUAUUUAUUAUUGGGUUUACAGAAUGGCUGAGCCAGACCCUUAAGGAUUAAAGAAUCAAAGCACAAUCUAAA
This is a messenger RNA of Fundulus heteroclitus (mummichog), 4498 nucleotides long. RefSeq names its product zinc finger protein ZXDC. The record is from RefSeq and is a predicted model, not a curated record. Gene Ontology annotation, biological process: regulation of transcription by RNA polymerase II. Lineage: Eukaryota; Metazoa; Chordata; Actinopteri; Cyprinodontiformes; Fundulidae. The coding region runs from base 87 to 3851 and encodes 1254 amino acids. The transcript is spliced from 10 exons. Gene Ontology annotation, cellular component: nucleus. Gene Ontology annotation, molecular function: transcription coregulator activity.